UGGAACAUGUCGACUGACGCUAUGAGUCAGACAAAGCUAAUGCAUAAACUCUCCAGGCACAUGCAAGUCCCUGGCACUGCACAGUGUAGUCUUCCAUAACCUGGACUUGAUACCUGCAUUGCAAUGUGGUGAACAGGAUAGACUGAUCAGGUGUUUGCUGCUGGGAGACAUAAGACAGGGAUUAUUUCUAAACAAAUGUGCUGAAAGCUCACUUCGGAUGGACAACCUAACUACAGCCUCGACUGUCAGCUCUGGUGGAGGUGUUGGAGGAAGUAGCAGAGUGGUCACGGAAUCAGUAACAACUACAAGUGACCGUUAUCUGAGCGCAGGAGGGCCAGGUGAGCGAGCUGGAUCAGGCGGCACACACAGCUCAGUUCUGUUCACAUCCAGCAGCUCCCAUGCCGCCGGCUCCGGUGGACCAGGAGCCAGCAAGGGACCCAGAGGCUUCGGCAUCACAACUCGAGGGGGCUCCUCCGCUGUCUCCUCUGGUGGAGGGAGUUCAGCAGCUUCAGGGGGAUCAGACGUGGGGUUUGGGUCUGCUGGAGGGCAGUCCUCCAGCCUGUCCUCUGGUUUUGGGAGUGGUGGCAGAGAAGGAAAAACGGAAGGACUAGGCGCCAUGACAGUUUCAACCGUGACAAAGACCAGCUAUAGUUCAGGAGGAUCCAGGGAAGCAAAGAAAGGCUCGUCCUCAGCUUAUUCCCCCGGUCCAAAAGAGAGGAAGGGCCUGACCCCCAUGGCAGCAGCUCUCUCAGAUGCCUUUGACGACAGUUCAAGCACAAACUCCUCUCCCGAGUACAACAGGAAGGAGUACGGUGCGUCUUCUGCCAACAGAGGGAGAAGUCAGAGCAGAGAGAGUCAGAUCAGAGCCAGGCUUCAGAGUGCUUCUCCUCCAGCAAGUUGGACGGAGCUGGAUGACGUGAAGCGCCUGCUGAGAGGAAACCACUCCAUCAGCACCAGCCCCCCCCAGUCCCCCAACAACACGCUGCCCAUCCCCAGGAAGGCCAUCAUGGAAACCAGGAGCAUGUCUGAGAGCGCCAGCACAGACCAUUAUGGCAGCGUUUGGUCCGGAGGUGUGAACAGUAGCUACAGUUACAACACCAACCCCAACAACCUGUCGCCUUCUUCCACCCUGUACCCAUCAGGAGUUCAGAACAACCUGGCAGUCAGCUCUCCCUCUGCAAACAGUGGACUAGCUGCCAGCAGCACUGUCCCUGUGUAUGGUGUUCAGAAUAACCUGGCCAGUACCAGCCCCAUGAUCCUCUCUCCCACUGGAUCCAACACGCAAAUAGUGUAUGGUGUGCAGAAAAAUGUGACUGGGCCUGGACUCAGCACAACCCCAGUGAGACCCAGCAGCCCCAUUUAUGACGAGACGCCUGGCAAAGACUUUAAGUUCGUGCUGAUAGAGAAGGAGAAUGCUCCUGUCAAGAAGGAGCCAGAGCGGCAUGUCAUGACCAAAGACACAGGGAAGCAGUUCAUGUCUGCUGCACCUGCUUCGGCUUCCAACUCUGGGGACUCCCUAACGAGAGAGAAACAGAAGCUCUCAUUCAGCACAAUGGACGAGGGAAGAGAUGCUAAAUCAGCAAGCCUAAAGGUUUCCACAAAAGACAAAGCCACCUACGCAGAGAUCGGUAAAGAAGACUCUGGCUUUAGCUUCUGCUCCUGCUGCAGCUGGUGGAAGUGGCUGCUGGGCCUCCUGCUAGGCCUGCUCCUCCUCCUAGGCCUCCUCUUUGGACUCAUCGCUUUGGGUGAAGAAGUGAAACGCCUCAAGAGCCGUGUUGAUGAUUUGGAAGCCAUCACGGGCACUGGGUCAGCAAAGUCCAGCCGCUUGUCGGCCUCCUCUGGCAUCAACAUCAUUGACCCGCUGGAGUCGUCAUACAUCGGCAGGAGUGCCUCUGGGUCGACUCUGACCAACUCUGACAACGGCAUUAACCUGGGGGCUGCUGGGCCGGGACAGGACAGCGCCGCCCUGCAGAGAGCCGUUCAGCAGCUGGUCAGGGCUGAACUCCGCUCGGAUGCUGUUAGAGAUACACUAGCAUACUCACUAAAAGGGGAGAGAGGAGAUCCAGGACCUAAAGGCGAUCCAGGGCUGCUGGGACAAAAAGGUGAUGGUGGCUUUCCUGGCCUACCAGGCCCUAUGGGUCACCCAGGAUUGGAUGGACCAAGGGGACCCAAGGGAAGUGCAGGUGAGCCAGGUUCUGAGGGAGCCCCAGGCCAGAGGGGCCGGGACGGACCGAUGGGCCCCCGUGGAGAGGCUGGACCGCCAGGUUUUGCACAGAAAGGAGACAAAGGACCUCAAGGCGAGGCAGGACGUCCCGGUCCUGCUGGUGCUGCUGGACCGAUGGGGCCGAAAGGUGCCAUGGGAGAGCAAGGCGCCUCAGGAAGCCCGGGUGCUCCAGGUCCAAAGGGUUUCCAGGGUGAAGCAGGAGCACAUGGAGAAAAAGGCGAUCGAGGAACGCCAGGGCUGGCAGGAACCAAGGGGGAUCUGGGAGAGAGGGGACCACGUGGACCAACAGGUGAACCAGGACAACCUGGAUCACAUGGCCCUGCUGGACCAAAGGGUUCUAAAGGAGCUGCAGGUGACACAGGUUCGAUGGGACUUCCUGGCGUGAGAGGACCACCUGGACUUCCUGGAGAUGUUGGUCCCUCAGGUGAACCAGGACUGCCGGGUAAAAUCAUUGCUCCAGUUGGCUCCAAUACUGUGGCUAUCCCUGGACCACCAGGCCCUGCUGGGCCUCCAGGUCCUGCUGGAAUACAUGGUCUGUCUGGUCCCGUUGGCCCCGCUGGUGUCCCAGGACAACCUGGACCUAAGGGAGACCAAGGAGAGAAAGGAGAAAAGGGAGAGCAAGGAAAACCUGGCGAGCCUGGUAGUUCAAACACUAUCAGUGCCCCCCAAACUGGGCUGCCUGGACCGCCUGGCCCACCAGGAUUUCCUGGAGCACCUGGUCCUCAAGGUCCUCCUGGUGAGACUAAACAGGGUCCUCCAGGACGCAAAGGUCCUGCAGGAGAGCCAGGAAUUGGUUUACCGGGACCUCCAGGACAGAAAGGAGAGCCUGGCAGCUUUGUGCCUACCUCAGAAACCUUUUUUGCUGGACCACCAGGACCACCAGGACCACCAGGACCCCAUGGCCCGCAGGGUUCAGCAGGUGAACCAGGUCAGCCAGGUCUUCCAGGGAGUCCAGGGCCAGGGGGUCAUGGUUACCCAGGUCAGCCUGGACCUCUGGGCCCUCAGGGUCCUCCGGGCCCAGAGGGGCCACAAGGACCUAAAGGCGAUACAGGGGCCCCAGGAAUCCCUGGUGGCUCAUACAGUGCUGGUGCUCCAGGCCCACCUGGACCACCUGGACCACCUGGACGAGAUGGAAGUGGGUCUGGAUCCGAUGUGGGCCAGUACAUGGCAGAGUACUUUCAGAGUGACAGCAUCAGGCAGUACCUGGCUGGACCACCUGGACCCCCAGGGCCCCCGGGGCCCGCAGGGGAUGGGCUGGUGGAUGAUGUGGCCAAUCGAGUGAUCGCCUACAUCCAGAGUCCAGGGAGAGGAUAUGAUGGGACUCCUGGUCCCCCUGGCCCUCCAGGUCCACCUGGCUCCGUCUCUGUCAACGACCUCAUCAACAUAUUACAACAGGAGGAUGUGAGGAGAUACAUUGCUGGUCCCCCGGGACCUCCUGGAGAACCAGGCCACAGCAACUACAUAUUGAACACCCAGGACGUGGCUGAACGUGUCCUCAACCUCAUGAAUGAGAGGGGGGCGGUAGGUGUCCCUGGACCCCCUGGACCACCUGGGCCUCCUGGAAACCUGUUGGCAACUGGGUACCAAGCAAUUGUGGGUCCUCAGGGGCCUCCUGGUUCCCCAGGUGUCCCUGGUCAACAAGGUGCACCUGGGCCAGCGGGUCCACCUGGCCCGCCUGGAUUUGUGAACCUUUACGGGGCCCCCCCUGAUCAAAUCAACCCACUGGUUUCCUAUGCAGAGCACGCCAAAAGAGAGACGCUCAAAGCUGAACCACAACAAUACCUCAAGAGUGACACUGUAAGAGAAGCUGUGUUCGGACUUCCUGGUACGCCAGACCCUCCUGGACCCCCAGGACACAAGGGAGAGCCACGUGUACCCGGUGACAGACACAGCAAUUCGGAUCCCGGAGAAUUCUCCAGAUUGGCUGUAAAAGUAACUGAUUACAUCAAAUUCCACGGCUUGCUCCGUGAUGUUAGAGACUCUGACCGUCUCGUUCAAGGACCUCCAGGACCUCCUGGAAUUCCAGGAAUGCCUGGACACAGCCAAUGGGUUAGUUCCCGUGAAAAUGUCGUGGAUGUGGUGGAAUACAUCAAAUCUCAUGGUCUGCUACGUGAUUUUGAACGGAACCACAAUAAACACUCCAUCCAAGGACCACCAGGACCACCUGGCCCUCCAGGUCCCCCCGGAUACAGCAGAUUGUUUGGUUCCCAUGCAAAUGUCACUGAUUUAGUGGAAUACAUCAAAAUACAUGGAGCUAUUGUAGGACCGCCUGGGAGACCAGGACAGAAAGGGGAAAUGGGAUUCCCAGGGCCAAAAGGAGAGAGAGGUGAACAAGGGCUUCCUGGGCUAGAAGGACCCCAAGGACACAAAGGAGAAGCCACUCUGCUGACUAAAAGGAGGAGGAGGGGCAGCGGUGUAUAAGAGUCAAUCUGCUGAAUAUGUGGGACUUUAAGUGAAAUCCUGUUUUAGGCAGAGUUUGUAUAAUUGUGGUGAAUUCACUGAAACAUAUCUAUCUGUUUUUAUGAUUGAUCUGUGAUUUUAUUUUUAUAUUUCAGAAUAUCUACCGGGCUAAAUUGUCUGUGUGAAACCAGUGAUUAUGUAUAUUUUUGAAUGAGAUUGUUGAAUUCACUGUAUUUGGGGGUGAUAUAUUUUACUUUGUGGGAUUGAGUGAAAAGGGUUAGUCUUGCAGGGUUACACCCAGUGAAGGUUGUGUAGCCCGGGAGCAAAUCUCUUUUUUCUGGGGCCAGUCAGCCUGAUGGCUGCAUCACUAGUUUCUGUGAGAACAGAAUCCAGGAUGGAAUGGCCAAAUGGAGAAUUUCAAACCGCUAUAAGAGAUUCCACAGGGCCCUGCAUUAAGUUAGCUCUGAAAUCUGACUGAGAUUUAAAAAUAGGACUACGUCAAAGUUUCCAACCGAGCCGCCCCAUUGUAACCGUAGUUUAAAAAAAAAUUAGAAAUACAUUAAAAAUAAUUGCCAGUGGCUUAGGCCGGGUGGGCCACCAGGCUUGCAUUACACUGGGGGAAACCCUUAAUCUCUUUUAUUCUAGUGGGCAUUUUCGAUUUAGAGCGCGCUUUAUAUCGAUUUUUUUUUUUAGGAAGCUUUAAGUGUAUUAUUUGGACAAAAGACUAAACUACUGUAGGACAGAAGAAGACAAGUUUAUUAACAGUAAAAGGAAAAUCUUCGUUACGCAGGUAUUCUAACAACUAUACAUUUGUUUUGAAAAUUCAUAAUGAUUUUGAUAUGGAUAUAAUCGUUACCAGUCAACAUUCAGAAUAGAAUCAAUUUGUUAUUUAUUUUUGUAGCAUCUAACUGACCAACAGAACAAGAAUUAACAGAUUGGACUUUGGAAUUCUAUUUCUGGACGCUGCACACCGCCACUGAGUGGUUGAGCUCUAGAACGGCCGCUGCACGGCUUUUUAUAUCUAGCUGAGAAAGUUUUGUAAAAAGGUGCACAGCACUCCCUUGCAAUUUUUUGUACAUAAAAGUUCAGUUAUUAAAUACCUUUGACUUACCGUAACUCUUAAUAGCCAAUCAAAGAAAAUGAGAUGAUAAAAUCAACCAAUCACGAGUCAAGAUGGCCUAAACCAGUCAGGUCCAUCUUGUUUUUUAUUUUAUUUUUUUACAACUGCAUCAAAAACCAGAUUGCUUUGACAUCACUGACAUUAAACUAAAUGAGCUCAUGUUCUGUUUCUUUCUUUGACUACAGAUGUAAUCAUUGGGAAAUACACAGCCAUCAAACAAAACAUCAAGUUGGUAAACUUGAGUCUGACCAAAAUAUAUAAAGAUGAUAUCGGGUAGACCGUAUAUAGAUACAGCUGGUCUAAAGUAUUAAGGCUAUUAGCUAGCACGACAACAACACAGUAUUUCAUUUAAAAGAAGAAACGCCAUGCAGGCCUACCCAUGAUGCACCUGGUAGCAAACAAGGAGGCAUGUGAAGAAAAACAAAGCAAAUACAAAGGAUGCAUCAUCAUUCAGUUCCUGGUGUCUAAAUGGACUGGAAGCCGUUUGGAGGCUGCAUUUGCUCCUUCAGUUUCCCCGACACUCUCUCUCGCUCUGGAAACUGUUACAAAUGUUCAUCAUCAUUUCCACAAUCAACAUCAAUCCAAAAAUGCAUUUUUUUUUCAUUCAUCCUUGAAUAUCUCCCCUAUCGAUACAUCAUUUCUUGCUCGACAAUAAUAACGUGGUGUUACCUAAAAAAGAAAAACCCAGUCC
Molecule: messenger RNA, 6435 nt
Organism: Etheostoma cragini (Arkansas darter)
Lineage: Eukaryota; Metazoa; Chordata; Actinopteri; Perciformes; Percidae
Product: collagen alpha-1(XVII) chain-like
Exons: 50
Coding region: 218-4645 (1475 amino acids)
Source: RefSeq, a predicted model, not a curated record